AUGACCAACGCUCUUGACGCCCUUAAAGCCACCGGCACUGUUGUCGUUUCCGACACUGGAGAUUUCGGAGCCAUCGAUGCCUUCAAGCCUCAAGAUGCUACCACCAACCCUUCCCUCAUUCUCGCUGCUACCAAGCUCGAGAAAUACGCCAAGCUCAUUGACCCCGCUGUCGAGUACGCCAAGAAGAAGGGAGGUGACAUUGACGUUCAAUCUGAGAACGCUCUUGACCGACUUCUCGUAGAAUUCGGUACUGAAAUCCUCAAGAUCAUUCCCGGUCGAGUCUCAACCGAAGUUGACGCUUCAUUCUCUUUCGACACCCAGGCCACCAUCAACAAAGCUCACCAAAUCAUUGACCUUUACAAAGAACAAGGCAUCAACAAGGACCGAGUUCUGAUCAAGAUUGCUUCCACCUACGAAGGUAUCCAAGCCGCUAAGAAGCUUGAGGAAGAGGGUAUCCACUGUAACCUCACCCUCCUCUUCGGUUUCGGUCAAGCUGUCGCCUGUGCCGAAGCCGGUGUUACCCUUAUCUCUCCUUUCGUCGGCCGAAUUCUCGAUUGGUACAAGAAGGCUAACCCCGACACCACCUACAACUCCGAGACCGACCCAGGAGUCAAAUCUGUUCAAAAGAUCUUCAACUACUACAAACAACACGGUUACAAGACCAUCGUUAUGGGUGCUUCUUUCCGAAACGUUGGUGAAAUCACUGCUCUCGCCGGUUGUGACUACUUGACCAUUGCUCCUAAACUCUUGGAAGAAUUGGCCAAAUCCAACGAUGAAGUACCUAAGAAACUUGAUUCUAAAGACGCCAGCUCUGCUCCUAUCGACAAAGUUUCAUACCUUGAUGACGAAGCUAAAUUCAGAUGGGCACUCUUCGAGGACCAAAUGGCUUUCGACAAGCUUCACGAAGGUAUCAGAGGUUUCGCUAAAGAUGGUCAAGCUCUUAAAGAUUUGAUCAAGGCCAAACUCCAAUAA
Kwoniella shivajii is the source of this 972-nucleotide messenger RNA. RefSeq names its product transaldolase. NCBI's taxonomy places the organism in Eukaryota, Fungi, Basidiomycota, Tremellomycetes, Tremellales, Cryptococcaceae. The record is from RefSeq and is a predicted model, not a curated record. The transcript is spliced from 9 exons. Gene Ontology annotation, biological process: carbohydrate metabolic process; pentose-phosphate shunt; pentose-phosphate shunt, non-oxidative branch. Gene Ontology annotation, molecular function: transaldolase activity. Bases 1 to 972 code for a protein of 323 amino acids. Gene Ontology annotation, cellular component: cytoplasm; intracellular anatomical structure.